AUGGCAGGGAAGACCCUCAAGAAGUCCUCCCUUCCUGGGGUGAGCAUCCGGCAGCUGGUGGAGGAGAUUCCUGAAGGAUGUAGCACACCUGACUUUGAGCAGAAGCCUGUCCCUUUGGCUCUGCAAGAGGGGAAAAAUGCCAUCUUUCGGGCAGUGGUCUGUGGGGAUCCCAGACCCGAGGUGCAUUGGCAGCGCACCAAUGGUGACCUUGGUGACCCCAGCAAAUACCAGAUCUCUUCUGUCCCUGGCAGCAAGGAACAUGUGCUGCAGAUCAACAAGUUGACUGGCGAGGACACAGACCUAUACCGCUGCACAGCAGUGAAUAUGUAUGGAGAGGCCGCGUGCUCUGCAAGGCUCACUGUCAUUGAAGUUGGCUUUCGGAAGAAUCGGAAGAGGCACCAGGAACCCCCAGAGGACCUCAGGAAGGAGCUGAUGGACAUCCGGAGGAUGCUGAAAAAGAGGACCCCACUCCCAGCCCCAGAAAAAAAGGUAGACCUCAAGCAAGUGUGGCAGCUGCUGAUGACUGUGGACCGGAAGGACUAUGAGCAGAUCUGCAUGAAGUAUGGCAUCGUGGACUUCCGAGGCAUGCUGCGCAAGCUGCAGGAGAUGCGCAAGGAGCGCGAUGACAAGAUGGCGAAGUAUAUCAACACCAUCUCCAACUUGAGACACAUCAAGGUCACCAAGGAUGGACUUGCAGUGUUUAACUUGGAGCUGGAUCUCAAGGAUUCUGGCAGCAAGAUUUACUUGUAUAAGGAUGGUGAGAUGAUCCCCUUUGGCUUUGACAACCAGACCAAGCACUGUCUGCGGCACCUGGGGAAGCGCUAUUACUUCCAGAUCCAAGACCUGCGGCCCCAGGAUGCUGGCAUUUACCAGGUCAGGGUGGAGGAUGCCGAAGUCUUCUCCACAGAGCUGGAGGCCAGCGCCAUCCCACCAAGGGUAGUGGUCCCACUGGCCGAGGUCCGCUGUGAGCAGCAAGGUGACGCUGUCUUUGAGUGCACGCUCUCCAGUCCCUGCCCCAACGCUGCCUGGCAUUUCCAGCAUCAGCUGCUCCGAUCCAGUGACAGAUUUGAAGCAUCUGUGUCCCCUGAUGGGCUGACCCAACGGCUGGUGGUGAGGGGGGUGCGUUUCUCUGACAUGGGCUGCUAUUCACUGAGCACUGGGCUCCACGUCUCCAGUGCCUGGCUGGUAGUUGAAGCUGGGAAGAAUAAAGGCUUUCUGACCACCAGUGAAGACGGCCAUUAUCUUAGCAGCAGGAGAGGUGGCACAAUGGGAAGGGUGGGCAUCUACAGCAAGGAGCAGGAUGCCCCCCAAAGGUCCAGAUAUGGAUACAAGCCUGGCCAUGGAAGUUUCUCCAAGGAGAGCAGAGGUCCCACAGGUUACUUCUCCCAGGGCCUGGCUGACACUGAAGCCCAGCAAGGGGAGGCUACCAUGCUCUUCUGCACCCUUACCAAUGACCUGGGACCUGGAGCCUGGUUUAAGGAUGGCGUCCAGCUCACUGCCCAGGAUGGAGUCAUCUUUGAGCAAGAUGGUCUUGUGCAUAGACUCCUCAUCACCCAUGUGCAGGGGGCCCAGGCCGGGAGGUACACCUUUGUAGCCGGCAACCAGCAGAGCGAGGCCACCCUAACCAUCCUGGACACCCCUACCAUCGCCCCAAACAUGACAGAGAAGCUGAGAGAGCCACUGGUGGUCAAGGCUGGGAAGCCGGUGACAAUGAAGAUUCCCUUUGAGAGCAACCUCCCGGUUCAAGCUGCCUGGAGGAAGGACGGGGCUGAGGUGCUAGGCAGCAGUAGCAGAGGCGCCCAGGUGUCCCUGGGGGAUGGCUUCACUCGUCUGUGCCUCCCCAGUGCCAGCAGGAAGGACCGUGGCCAGUACAGCGUGACACUGAGGAGCAAGGGGGGCUCUGUGCAGGCUGAGUUCACCCUGAAAGUCAUAGACAAGCCCCAGCCCCCACAGGGCCCCUUGGAGGUGCAGGAUGGCCAUGGGGCUGGUGUCUGCCUCCACUGGCGGCCCCCUAGGGACGAUGGGGGCCGUGCCGUGCAGCACUACAUCGUAGAGAGAAGGCAGUCUGGCAGGAGCACUUGGCUGAAGGUGGGCGAAUCCCCUGCAAACAGCACCACCUUCACCGAUGCCCACGUGGAACAGGGCAAGAAGUAUACCUUCCGCGUGCAAGCUGUGAACUCUGAGGGGGCUGGGGAGGCCCUGCAGUCUGAGGAGAUGCUGGUGGCUCCUAACGCUCUCCCUGGCCGUCCUUCUACUCCAGACAUCCUGUCAGCCUCCAGCCAGGGCAUCACACUGACAUGGACGAUGCCUCGGGGCCCUGGGAGUGCCCACAUCCUAGGCUACCUUAUUGAGAAGCGCAAGAAGGGAAGCAACACCUGGACAGCAGUGAAUGACCAGCCUGUGCGUGAGAGGAGGUGGACGGUGGUUGACAUGCAGCAGGGCUGUCAAUACGAGUUCCGGGUCACGGCCGUGGCUCCCUCAGGCCCUGGAGAGCCUGGUCCCCCAUCGGAUGCCGUCUUUGCUCGGGACCCCAUGAGACCUCCUGGGCCCGUGCGAGAUCUCCAAGUGACAGACACGUCGCACACCAGUGUCACCCUGAGCUGGGCGCGGCCAGACACCCAGGAUGGGGACGAAGCCCUGGGGUAUGUGGUGGAGCUGUGUGGCUCAGAUAGUCUCCAGUGGAGGCCAUGCCACACGGGUACUGUGACAGCCACCACUUACACAGCCAAGGGGCUUCGGCCCCAAGAAAGCUACUUCAUGCGGGUGACAGCCAUUAAUGAUGGGGGACGCAGUCAGCCCACUGCCCUGGACACAUUAGUGCAAGCCAUGCCCAUUUCUGUGUGUCCCAAAUUCCUCAUGGACUCCAGCACAAAGAACUCGCUGACAGUCAGGACUGGGGACACAGUUCGGGUGCCUGUAACCUUUAAGGCUGCCCCCAUGCCUGAGGUGACCUGGCUCAAGGAUGGAUUGCCCUUGCCCAAAAGAAGUGUGACGACUACCAAAGAUGGCCUCACCCAGCUUCUAAUUCCUGUGGCCAGCUUCACAGACAGCGGCCUCUACACUGUGGUGCUGAGGAACCUGCAGGGGAAGGAGACCACUUAUAGCUUCUUCAUUAGGGUGGCAGCAUGCCCGAGGGCACCAGGGCCCAUCAGCCUGCAGGAAAAUGUGCCUGGGACAGUGACCGCUGAGUGGGAGCCCUCCCUGGAUGAAGCGGAGGCCAAGGAUGUCCCACUGCACUACACAGUGUUUACACGCUCCUCAGCACACGACUCCUGGCGGGAGGUGGCUGAUCAUGUCCACACCAACCACUUCACUCUCCUGGACGUCCUUCCUGGCCAUGAGUACCACUUCCGUGUUGUAGCCAAGAAUAAGCUGGGGGCCAGCAAACCCUCGGACACCAGCCAGCCUUGGUACAUCCCCCGGCAGCGAGACAGGUUCACAGUGAAAACUCCAAGCCACCGGGAGCCCGACCUGAGCCAGAAGCCUUGGUUCCUGGUGGGCCUGAGAGCGCACCUGCUGCCACAGGGCUGUGAAUGUUGCAUGAGCUGUGCGGUGCAGGGCUCACCCAGACCUCGAGUCACCUGGUUCAAGAAUGACCAGAGUCUGGAAGGAAACCCUACGGUCUAUAGCACCAACGUGCUAGGCGUGUGUUCCCUCGUCAUCCCCAGCGUGUCCCUGAAGGACAGCGGCCAGUACAAGGCUGUGGCUGAGAACGCUCUAGGCCAAGCCGUCAGCACAGCUACCCUCAUCGUCAUAGGUAAUGGUGGCUGCCCUAGCACUGGUCAAGCUGGCCAGGAGGAAACCCAGUUCCUAGCCCUGCAUCACCCAGGGAGGACCCUGCCUGGGCCCACAGCCACAGGAUGUACUACAGAUCCCAAAGCUUCAUUCCUGACGCCCAUGCAGGCCUGGAGAGUGAAUCCCAAGGGCCUGGAAGUGGCCAGCAAGGCCCACCUCUCCUCCACCACUGAGGAGAGAUUCAGUGAGCACAGCUGGGGAGAUGAGGAGUUGGAGCUGGGGAAGCUGGCCAGGAGGGAAGAAGAGCACCUAAGGGCGCGGCCUCAGCUGCUGACAGCUCUACGUGUUCCCUGGGACAUGGUGUCCUGGGGCUGGGAGCUGAAGGAAGAGGCUGCGCAGUCCUGCACGCCCCCAUCCCUCCGGAGCGCUCGCUCCCGCAGCGGCAGUGCCCUGCAGCUCCGCGGAGCCGCUGAGAGAGAGAAGAACACGCUCCGCCAGCCCGUCCGCCGCGCCGGUUACACCUAA
Molecule: messenger RNA, 4260 nt
Organism: Chrysochloris asiatica (Cape golden mole)
Lineage: Eukaryota; Metazoa; Chordata; Mammalia; Afrosoricida; Chrysochloridae
Gene: IGFN1
Product: immunoglobulin-like and fibronectin type III domain containing 1
Exons: 28
Coding region: 1-4260 (1419 amino acids)
Molecular function (GO): protein binding
Source: RefSeq, a predicted model, not a curated record